Messenger RNA from Prunus avium (sweet cherry), 801 nucleotides. RefSeq names its product NADH-ubiquinone oxidoreductase B18 subunit. The record is from RefSeq and is a predicted model, not a curated record. Gene Ontology annotation, cellular component: mitochondrion; respiratory chain complex I. NCBI's taxonomy places the organism in Eukaryota, Viridiplantae, Streptophyta, Magnoliopsida, Rosales, Rosaceae.
CAGAAACAAACCAAGAAUGAAAGGUGUUGAUAAUAUGGUGGAUUAUGGUAACUAAAUACGAAUCCGCACACUAAAACGAAACGACCUUGAACACCCCGACACUGAAAGCCGUCGUACACGCCAUCAGAGCCACCAAACUCUAAACACCCAGAACAAAAAAGGACUUAAUUUUCAAGGAAUGGCAGCUGAGGGAACGUCGAAGAAGAUGAUAGCGACCCAGGCAGAGAUGGUGGAGGCUCGGGUGCCGCUGCCCUACAGAGAUCAGUGCGCCCACUUGCUCAUCCCUCUGAACAAGUGCAGGCAGGCUGAGUUCUACCUCCCAUGGAAGUGUGAGAACGAACGCCACUCGUACGAGAAGUGCGAGUACGAACUCGUUAUGGAGAGAAUGCUCCAGAUGCAGAAGAUCCGUGAAGAAGAGGCCAAGUUGAAGCAGACCAAGAAGAAGGGACAGUCAAUUCCUCUCAUUCCAAACACUGCCAACGCAUAGAACCCACAUUCCAUUAUUUGGAAGCUCAAAUUUGUGAGGUGUGCAUGUUUUGAAGCUUUUUACCGCUACUGAUGAGAAAUUUCUUGGGACUCUUAUGUACUGAGAUAAAUGUUAGACUCAGUCCUGUUCUUUUCUCAGUUCUGCAACAUUGAAAUAAAUUAAAGUUCCUCAUUGCUUGCUUGGCAUUUGUAUUGUGACUUUCGGGAAAGAUAAUUGCAUGUUCUUGCUGCUCUUAGUGUACAAAAUACAUAUACAAACUGUAUUGGAUCAGCUUAAACUGGCUUCAAUUGGGCUCAUUGGAUCGGGAAUAGUUA